Rana temporaria (common frog) is the source of this 2871-nucleotide messenger RNA. It is a transcript of the gene PTCHD4, whose product is annotated as patched domain containing 4. The coding region runs from base 1 to 2286 and encodes 761 amino acids. The transcript has 3 exons. Lineage: Eukaryota; Metazoa; Chordata; Amphibia; Anura; Ranidae. Gene Ontology annotation, cellular component: membrane. The record is from RefSeq and is a predicted model, not a curated record.
AUGCAGCAGCACCGCACACCCAGCAAGCAUUUGCUGCAGGACGGGUCUGAAAAUGCUCGCGGUGGACUGACGGAGACCGUCUGCGGUGAGACCGGCUUCGACGGGAGCGGCUGCGAUGUGAUCGGCUAUGCCUCCGAUAAUGGCGAGAGGGUGAUCUUGACCGACUUCUGCGAUGGAAGGCAGAGUUUUAUUGGACACCAGCUGGGUGGGGUUGCCGAAGUGCCAAACAGCAAGGAUCAGCGGGUCAAAUCCGCCAGAGCCAUCCAAAUGACCUACUACCUCCAGAACUAUGGCUCUGUGAUCCAGGACCACAUCAACGAGCAGUGGGAAAAUGAAUUUUGCACACUAAUUCACCAGCUGCAAGAGGAACACCCAGACAUUCAGCUCUAUUCAAUGGCUUCGUUCAGCUUGCUAAGAGACUUCCAGAAAACCAUAGAGUUGUCUAGAAGUAAGAUAGUGGUGAGUCUCAUGCUGGUCCUUCUGGCUGCCACUCUCUCCAGCUCUAUGAAAGACUGUCUACGCAGCAAGCCUUUUCUGGGCCUACUCGGAGUACUAACAAUCUGUAUCUCCAUUGUCACCGCGGCAGGGAUAUUUUUCGUUACUGAUGGAAAAUACAACUCAACUCUGCUGGGAAUACCAUUCUUUGCCAUGGGUCAUGGAACAAAAGGAGUUUUUGAGCUUCUUUCUGGAUGGAGGAGAACUAGAGAAAGUUUGCCUUUCAAAGACAGGGUAGCAGAUGCCUACUCAGAUGUAAUGGUGUCGUAUACAAUGACCAGUUCUCUGUACAUCAUCACUUUUGGAAUGGGCGCUAGUCCUUUUACAAACAUUGAGGCAGUAAAGAUAUUUUGCCAGAACAUGUGCAUUACUAUUGUCCUAAACUAUUUCUAUGUUUUCUCCUUCUAUGGCUCGUGCCUAGUCUUUGCUGGCCAACUGGAGCAAAAUCGAUAUCACAGUAUCUUCUGUUGUAAAAUUCCUUCCGAGGAGUAUUUGGACAGACAACCAAUAUGGUUUCAAACAAUGAUGAGCGAUGGGCAUCAGCAUUCGACCCACCAUGAGCCAGACCCUUAUGAGAACCAUUUCAUUUACCAUUUUAUAAAAGAUCACUAUAAUGAGUGGAUCACAAAUACAUAUGUCAAACCCUUUGUGGUCAUAUUAUACCUCAUCUAUGCAUCAUUCUCAUUCAUGGGCUGCCUCCAAAUUAGUGGUGGAUCAAACAUUAUAAACCUUCUAGCAAGUGACUCUCCCAGUGUUUCUUAUGCUUUUAUACAACAAAAGUACUUUAGCAACUAUAGCCCUGUGAUUGGAUUCUAUAUCUAUGAACCUCUUGAAUACUGGAAUGCAACUGUUCAAGAAGACUUGAAAACCAUAACUCAUGGAUUCAAUACGGAAUCUUGGAUGGAGCAAUUCUACCACUUUUUAAAGGUUGGCAAUAUUUCGGCAUCAAACAAAACUGAGUUUAUCAACGUUCUCCAAAAUGUGUUCUUAAAGAAACCAGAAUUUCAGCACUUCAGAAAUGACAUAAUUAUUUCUAGGUCAGGCGAUGAAUUGAAUAUCAUUGCAUCCCGGAUGUAUCUGGUAGCUAGGACUAGUGAAAACACACAACGGGAAGUGGUUGAGCUCCUUGAAAAGCUGAGGCCACUCUCGUUGAUACAAAGCAUCAAGUUUAUUGUCUUCAACCCCACAUUUGUUUUUAUGGAUCAUUAUGGCUUGGCAGUGACAAUGCCAGUCGCUAUUUCUGGAUUUAGCAUCUUGCUGGUGUUAAUUUUAACCUUCUUCUUAGUCAUUCAACCUUUGGGAAACUUCUGGCUGAUAAUUACUGUCACUUCUAUUGAAUUGGGGGUAUUGGGUUUAAUGACAUUAUGGAAUGUUGAUAUGGAUUGCGUAUCCAUCAUGUGCCUUACUUACGCUUUGAACUUUGCCAUAGAUCACUGUUCCCCUCUGCUUUAUACAUUUGUCUUAGCCACUGAGCACACAAGAACUCUAUGCAUACAAGAUUCACUCAAGGAGCAUGGCACAGCUAUUACCCAGAAUGUCAUAUCGUUUCUUGUUGGGCUGGUACCCCUUCUGUUUGUGCCUUCAAACUUGACCUCCACACUGUUCAAAUGCUUGCUGCUGACUGGCAGUUGCACGAUACUGCACUGCUUCGUCAUUUUGCCUGUUUUCUUAACCUUCUUCCCUCCUUCUAAAAAACGCCACAAGAAAAAGAGAAGAGCCAAACGGAAAGAGAGAGAAGAGAUUGAGUGCAUUGAAAUUCAGGAAAAUGCAGAUCACGUGACUUCUAUUUGAGAAAACAGUGGUCAUUACUUAAAGUAUUUGGACAAUUGCAGGGAUCGUAGGCAAAAAUCAACUGCUUGUGCUGGCCAAAGUUGUACGAAGGGGUAUUUUUGAAACAUCAAGGUGCAAGAUUUUUAUACUUUUGUAACAAAAAUGUAUUCAAUUCAAUUUUCUAUUACCUCAUUUUCAUAAUGAGUCUGUUUGGUGGAAACAUGGGCAUAAAUAGGAAUUUCCCUGGUUUGCAACUGUCUUGAUCCUUUAAAGUUUCAAGAGCAGGAGAUUUGACUUGUUAAAUGUGUAUAUUUUUAUACAUGUUAAACAAGCAUGUUUUGGUGUGUCAGAUUAAUCCCCUAUAUUUUAUCCCAUGCUUUGAAAGGACUGAAGUUAAGAUCUAAUCCAAAAAAUUAUAUAUAUAUAUUUUAGAUUUGGAUAGAGAAGGUUUAGGAACUCUCUAAUUUUUGUAUUGCUGUCUGUGUCUUUGCUGUGGAGAUUUUUUCCACUCUUCUUGUCUUGGUGGCCAUUAGGAGAGCAGGUAACGGGGUUAUGCAAAUGUUAUGUUUUUCACAAUUUCAGUGACAGGAAAUACAGUAAAUUGUA